Lactuca sativa (garden lettuce) is the source of this 804-nucleotide messenger RNA. The record is from RefSeq and is a predicted model, not a curated record. Lineage: Eukaryota; Viridiplantae; Streptophyta; Magnoliopsida; Asterales; Asteraceae.
AUGGAGGCUAUCAUGGAUGCUCAAGGUGUUUGGGAAUCCAUAGAACCAACAGUCGGGGUAACUGUUGACGAGAAGAAGAAUAAGAUGGCACGAGCCUACAUCUUCCAAGCAAUACCGGAGGACAUUCUCAUGCAGGUAGCAAAGAAGAAAACCGCAAAAGAGAUGUGGGAAUCAUUAAAAAUCCGUUACCUGGGGGCAGAUAGAGUGCAAAAGGCGAGGUUACACUCACUCAAGAGUGAGUUUGAUGCACUGAGGAUGAAAGAAGGAGAGACCAUAGAUGAGUUCGCAGGAAAGUUGAGUGGUAUUAACUCAAAAUACAUCAGUCUUGGUGCAACAAUGGAAGACAGCACUUUGGUGAGAAAGUUGCUUGAUUCUGUCCCAGAAAAAUUUCUACAGCUUGUGGCCUCGAUAGAACAGUAUUCAGACUUAGAUACAAUGCCAUUUGAAGAAGCUAUUGGCAGACUCAAGGCCUAUGAAGAUCGACUACGAGUUCGGGGUGAAAACUCGAAUGCUGAAGUGGGUUUGUUGCUGACUCGAUCUGAAGGGCAAAUGGGUCAAAAAUCUCAAAAGGGCUCUCUUAGUGCAGCAGGAAGAGGUCGUGGAUCUUCUAAUGAAAGGGGAGGUCGAGGAGAUACAGAUGAAUGGGUGUUGCUCAAUGAAGACAAAGUAUUCCCAGCAACAAAAGGGAAUGAGAAGGACACAUGGUACUUAGACAAUGGGGCCAGUAACCACAUGACAGGGGUGCGAGAAUACUUUGCAGAACUUGAUGAAAGAAUAACAGGGCAAGUAAGAUUUGGAGACUGA